Trichoderma reesei QM6a is the source of this 1140-nucleotide messenger RNA. Its product is annotated as glycoside hydrolase family 28. NCBI's taxonomy places the organism in Eukaryota, Fungi, Ascomycota, Sordariomycetes, Hypocreales, Hypocreaceae. Gene Ontology annotation, cellular component: extracellular region. Gene Ontology annotation, biological process: pectin catabolic process. The record is from RefSeq and is a predicted model, not a curated record. The coding region runs from base 1 to 1140 and encodes 379 amino acids. Gene Ontology annotation, molecular function: polygalacturonase activity. The transcript has 5 exons.
AUGCUCAAGCUAUCACUUUUUCUCGGAGCUGUUACAGCUUCACUCUGCGUGCAAGCUCACGCUGUGCCUCCGCCCACCGUCACCCAAGCACCCAAGCUCGAAGAUCGAGCCACCACCUGCACCUUCUCCGGCUCCAAUGGCGCAUCGUCGGCGAGCAAGUCGCAGAAGUCGUGUGCGACCAUUGUGCUCUCGAACGUUGCCGUUCCUUCUGGGGUGACGCUCGAUCUCAGUGAUUUGAACGAUGGCACGACCGUCAUCUUCGAGGGCACCACGACUUGGGGCUACAAGGAAUGGUCCGGCCCUCUCCUCCAGAUCGAAGGCAACGACAUCACCAUCCAAGGCGCCAGCGGUGCUGUUCUGAACCCCGAUGGCGCCCGUUGGUGGGAUGGCCAAGGAGGCAACGGCGGCAAGACGAAGCCCAAGUUCUUUGCUGCCCAUGAUCUGACCUCCUCGUCCAUCACCAACUUGUAUAUCAAGAACACGCCAGUUCAGGCCGUCAGCGUUAAUGGUGUGAAUGGGCUGACUAUUACUGGCAUGACAAUUGACAACAGCGCUGGUGAUAGUGGUGGCGGACACAAUACAGACGGCUUUGAUAUUGGCUCUAGCUCCAAUGUCGUGAUUAGCGGAGCCAAGGUUUAUAACCAAGAUGACUGCGUUGCUGUCAAUUCUGGCACGAACAUCACCUUCACUGGGGGUCUUUGCUCCGGAGGCCACGGCUUGUCAAUCGGCAGUGUUGGCGGUCGAGACGACAACACAGUCCAAACAGUCACAUUUUCCAACUCGCAGGUCACUAAAUCAGCCAAUGGCAUCCGUAUCAAGGCCACCGCCGGUAAAACUGGCACCAUCAAGGGAGUCACCUACACUGGCAUUACUCUGUCCUCGAUCACAGGCUACGGAAUUCUGAUUGAGCAAAACUACGACGGUGGUGAUCUUCAUGGAAGCCCAACGAGCGGCAUCCCCAUCACCAACCUGGUGCUGCAGAACAUCUCUGGAAGCAACGGUGUUGUAUCCAGUGGAAACAACAUUGCCAUCGUCUGUGGCAGUGGAGCUUGUUCCAACUGGACUUGGAGCAAUGUCGUCGUCACUGGCGGAAAGAAGUACGGCAGCUGCCAGAAUGUGCCGAGUCCUGCUACUUGUUAA